This is a messenger RNA of Acanthoscelides obtectus, 965 nucleotides long. Lineage: Eukaryota; Metazoa; Arthropoda; Insecta; Coleoptera; Chrysomelidae. The record is from the annotation of a GenBank genome assembly.
UUGAUCGAUUUAAUUGGCAAAUGCCGUCUAGGGUUUUCACUUGAUAUGAUUGGCAGCUCUGCAGAACCGCUCUCGUUCCAAAUGAAACGUCAGAAUUUGACGUUCAUGUCAAGUGAAUGGACAAAAAACACCUGAUUUCCGAAUACAUUACAAAUUGUAUAUUUUGAAUAUAAUCACAUAUUUGUGAUAAGCUUAAGUUAAAUUAUAGUGUAAUGGCGACAAAGGUUGUAGCUACAGCAACAGUUAGAGCUGUUAAAAAACGACUGUUACCUACAAGAGCAGCUCUAACACUGACACCCUCUGCCGUAAUUAGGAUAAAAAGCUUACUGCAAGACAGAGAAGAAUGUAUAGGACUUCGGAUUGGGGUUAGGCAGAGAGGCUGUAAUGGCUUAUCAUACACCUUAGAUUAUGCAAAAAAUAAAGAAAAGCUGGAUGAAGAGGUAGUUCAAGAUGGAGUAAGAGUAUUUAUUGAUAAAAAAGCCCAACUAACCCUCUUAGGCACAGAAAUGGAUUUUGUAGAAAAUAAACUUAGUUCAGAAUUUGUGUUCAACAAUCCCAACAUAAAAGGGACUUGUGGCUGUGGAGAAUCAUUUAGUGUGUGAAAAGAUCUCACUAUGCCGUUUUAGUAGAAUUGUACAGAUAUUUAUUGUUUUUAUUAUAAAAUAAAAAGAUAUAUAAUACAAAUAUAAAAAAUGGCAUAUAUUUCAGCAAAUUAGGUACACCAUAGAAAUAAACAAAUUCAAAUAGGUUUUGUCGGUUUUAAAAGUCUAAUAUCCCAUUGCUUUUGCUGGUCAAAGUAGUUUUGGUUGGUUUUUCAGAGCUGUUAGGUCUAAUAUUCUAUUUUCUUUUUGCUGUGGAGCAGUCUGACUAGGCCUGCUAUCAUUAUCUGAAAAAUAAGAUCAGCGUUAAGGUAUGAUAAAUUAACACUGAAAGAAAAUGCUAGGCUAGGUAUAUCACAAUAUUCU